AUGGCGAAUUUUGAUGCAAAAGGCAGUAUCCAUGAAGAGAUCAAAUCCCGUCUCCAAGAUCUCCGCUUCAUCAAUGACGAGAUACACUCAAACCCAGAGCUGGCGUACGAGGAGCACAAAGCCCACGACACGUUCGUCAAGCUCCUGACCAAGCUCGGCUUCACCGUCGUCCCGCACGCCUUCGGCCUCGAGACAUCCUUCUCGGCCGAGUUCGGCUCAGGAGGGAGGCUGGUCAUCUUCAACGCGGAAUAUGACGCCCUCCCGGGCAUCGGCCACGCCUGCGGGCACAACCUCAUCGCCUCAUCGAGCCUGGCCGCCUUCCUCGGAACAGCCGCAGCGCUGCGCGAGUCCAAGUCCCCCGGCCGCGUCCGGCUCCUCGGCACGCCGGCCGAGGAGGGCGGCGGCGGCAAGCUGAAGCUGAUCGCGGCGGGCGCCUACCGAGACUGUGCGGCGAGCCUGAUGGUCCACCCGGGCCCGGGGUCCCGCCUCCCGGCGCCGAUACGCGGCGUGGCGUACGUCCCGAUGCUGGCCAAUGUGAAGAAGAGGGUGCACUUCACCGGGAGGGAGUCGCAUGCCGCCAUCGCCCCGUGGGAGGGCGCCAAUGCCCUCGACGCCGUGUGUCUCUCGUACAACGCCAUCGCCAUGCUGCGCCAGCAGAUCCGGCCGUUUGAGCGCAUCCACGGCGUCUUCAGGCGGGCAGGAGACAGACCGAAUAUCAUCCCUGCGCACUGCACCGUGGAGUACUACGUACGCAGCGACACCAAGGUCCACGCCGAGACGCUGUGGCAGAGGGUGCUGAGGUGUUUUGAGGGCGCGGCUCUGGCCACGGACUGCAAGUACGAGGUUGAGACCCUCAACUCGUACGCCGACGUGAGGGCGAGCAAGAAGCUGUGUGAGGCGUAUGUAGAGGCUAUGCCCGAGGGAACGGUGCACCUGAAUGAGCCGAGCGACUUCCUUGCCGGCAGCACGGAUAUGGGCGAUGUCUGCUACGAGUGUCCGGGGUUCCACGGUAGCUUCGGGAUUGAGACUGGGCCGGGCGAGGGAAACCAUACGAAGCCCUUUGCUGCUGUGGCUGGAACGAGCGAAUCCUUCGACAGGGCUAUUGAAUGUGGAGAGGGCAUGGCUCUGGUGGGUUGGAGGAUGUUGAGUGAUGACCCGUUCGCGAAUGAAGUCCUCGAGCAAUGGAAAGAGGAUAUGAAGAACGCAGCGGAGGGAAAAUAA
Molecule: messenger RNA, 1221 nt
Organism: Diaporthe batatas
Lineage: Eukaryota; Fungi; Ascomycota; Sordariomycetes; Diaporthales; Diaporthaceae
Exons: 2
Coding region: 1-1221 (406 amino acids)
Molecular function (GO): dipeptidase activity
Source: RefSeq, a predicted model, not a curated record